UUCUUUGAGCUGCUUUUCCAAUGGAGAGUUUUCCGGCUCCGCACUUCAAGAGCGUGGUCACUGGCUAGUUGAGAGCAGUUUGUGGGAAAUAUAGCUACGGAUUGUCCGCUAUCUUUUAACUCCAGGAGCUACACAGGAUGGCAACGUCCUUCCCCAACUUAUAUCAGCUGAAGACAGCUACCAGUGAGAGCACUUGUUUUAUUUGCUCAAAAUUCUGCACGAGUGUGCUGACAAACAACAGCGGCGACUGGUUUUAUGUUUGCCAAGGGCAUAUCAAGGACCCCAGCUUCUGUAAAGUGGCGCCUACGCCAAUAGCAUAUACAACUGCUCCUGCUGCGAAAGCUCCAGGAAAACCAGCAGCAGCCACGGCCAAACCUCCGCCAAAGGCAGCGGAGAAAGUACCACCGAAAGAGAAGGAGGACCUGAAUAAGCCUGAUGAGAAAGUACCGGGCGGAUGGUUGUCAUCUAUUGCUCAAACCAUUGGAUUGAGUUCGGAAGACCUCACAAAGCCCGCACAGCCAUCGGAAAAGCCUGCAGCUGAGGCGGCCCCAGCAACAUCAGCAGCGGCUCCCGCCCUGCCUCCGCCGCCAAAACAAUACAUCCUGUCUGGGAAUAUUUUCUACUUAAGGGAACAACAGCAACGAAAAAGAGCGCAACAGCGCUCCGCCGCUACCGUAUCAUCGCAGCUGCCAUCGGUGCCGAGGAGCGCGAUGGCGUUACCGUUGUGAUAUGAGCAAUGUCAAACGGGUCGAUUCAUGAUAUCAGACAUGGGGUAGAUUGGAACAUCGUGAACUAUACUAGACCCAGACACGUCUACUCUA
Messenger RNA from Fimicolochytrium jonesii, 821 nucleotides. RefSeq names its product VPS4-associated protein 1. The transcript is spliced from 5 exons. Bases 138 to 728 code for a protein of 196 amino acids. Gene Ontology annotation, cellular component: endosome. Gene Ontology annotation, biological process: vacuolar transport. NCBI's taxonomy places the organism in Eukaryota, Fungi, Chytridiomycota, Chytridiomycetes, Spizellomycetales, Powellomycetaceae. The record is from RefSeq and is a predicted model, not a curated record.